Messenger RNA from Lucilia cuprina (Australian sheep blowfly), 1203 nucleotides. RefSeq names its product protein dissatisfaction. The coding region runs from base 1 to 1203 and encodes 400 amino acids. NCBI's taxonomy places the organism in Eukaryota, Metazoa, Arthropoda, Insecta, Diptera, Calliphoridae. The record is from RefSeq and is a predicted model, not a curated record. The transcript is spliced from 3 exons.
AUGAUGAUUGUAGAUGAGAAUUUAGCAUAUGGAGCAUUUUACUACAAAGUUUUGAUUCCUUUUUUUGUCUUUUCAUUUUCAGCGGUUCAACAUGAAAGGGGACCACGCAAACCUAAACUUCAUCCUCAGCUGCAUCAUCAACAUCCAGCUCAUCAUCAUGCUGCCCAUCAUCAUCAUCAUCAUUUGAAUGGUUUAGCCGGUCAUCCUCAUGGUCCCUAUCAUGCCGCUCACUUGCCGGUUUCAUUGGUUACUAAUGUCUCAGCUUCGUUUAAUUAUACUUCACAUAUAUCGACACAUCAUCCAGCGGCUGGUUUUCAUGGACCUCAUCAUCCUACAGCAUUUCAUCAUCCUGGACAUGGUCCCAAUGCCAAUGGUGGAGGACAACAUGUAGCACCACCUCAUCUACCCUUUCCUCCCCACUUACUGCCUCAAAUGCAUCACAAUCUUAUAGCAGAGGCUACCAGUAAAUUGCCCAGCUUGGUGGGUACAUCAGUGACAACUAACAAUCUAGUGCCUACUUCUUCGGCCGCCACAAGUUUGCCAACACUUAAUCAUCAAAAUCAAAGCAAUACAGUACCUACCUAUGACCUUACAAAUAGUCGUGGUGAUGGUUCUUCGGCGGGUAGUGCUGGAGCUGGCAGUACCACCAGUUUGGAAUUCUAUAACAAAACUAUAAAUCAAAACUAUUCUUCACCUUCGCCCACAGCUUCUAUACAAUCAAUAUCAUCGGUGGGAGGUCGCUCUUCUUUAGGCAGUGAAUCACCCAGAGUAAAUGUUGAAACUGAAACCCCUUCUGCCACACCACCACCGCUGUCACCUUCCAAUUCGCCUGGACCACAAGAACCCCUAUCACCUACGGAUACUAAUCGUACUACAAGUUCUCAUUCAUCCAUUAUAUUAAAUAGUCCACUUACAUCCCUACAAUCAACAAACCCUCAUAUUGGUUUAGUAGCACUACCACCAACUUCCCUUCAACAAACUACAGCCACUUCAACACCUACCACUUGUCUGACAACCAACCAACAAACAUCAGGACAUCAGCAACCACCUCUACCACCUCCGCCUCCUUCUUCGUCCACGACAUCGUCUUCCUCGACAGCUUCGCAAAGCCAACAUACACAAGCUGCUGCUGCUGCUUUGUAUGCAGCACGUCAAAAUGAAAUCGAUUAUCUUGUUCUGUGUAAAGCUCAACAGCAGUUAUAG